UAUUAUAUUAAAAAAAAUAUCAAUAUAUAAUUAUAAUGACGUGUCAGCAAAGGAGGAGAGUUUCUUUCUCCUAAAAAAAUAUAUAUAGAUAUAUAUAUAAAGAGAGAGAGAGGGAGGAGCAAAUAAAGGAGAGGAAAUUAAGAGAGGUCGAUGGAAGAACAUCUCAGCCCAUUAGCUGUUACUCAUCUCCUUCAACACACCCUGAGAAGUUUGUGCAUUCAUGAAAAUUCUCAGUGGGUUUAUGCAGUCUUCUGGAGGAUCCUACCCAGAAAUUACCCCCCACCCAAAUGGGAUGGUCAAGGAGCAUAUGACAGGUCAAGAGGAAACAGGAGAAACUGGAUAUUGGUCUGGGAAGACGGUUUCUGCAACUUCGCUGCGUCAUCAGCAGCUGAGAUAAAUUCGGGGGAUUGUCCACCUGCUGCCUCUUCUUCAGUCUACGGCAACUGUGAGUUCCAACACUACCAAGGACUGCAACCAGAGCUCUUUUUCAAGAUGUCCCAUGAGAUCUACAACUAUGGAGAAGGUUUGAUAGGAAAAGUGGCUGCAGAUCAUAGUCAUAAGUGGAUAUACAAAGAACCAAAUGACCAAGAAAUCAACUUCUUGUCAGCAUGGCACAACUCCGCGGAUUCACACCCUAGGACAUGGGAAGCUCAGUUCCAGUCUGGUAUAAAGACCAUAGCCCUGAUUGCAGUUAGAGAAGGUGUUGUUCAGUUAGGAAGCAUUCACAAGGUGAUUGAAGACCUGAGCUACGUGGUUCUACUAAGAAAGAAAUUCAGCUACAUUGAAAGCAUCCCAGGCGUGCUUUUACCCCACCCAUCCUCCUCCGCAUACCCGUGUAGCCCAGACGCGUGGCAUUUCCAAGGCACCCUUGCACCCGGCGCCCCACCUGAAUUCUAUGAGCAAUACAACCAACCUCUGAGAGUCACGCCUUCCAUGAGCAGCCUUGAAGCUCUUCUCUCAAAGCUUCCCUCUGUUGUGCCGCCCACUACGCCACCACAAUCACAGUUUAUGUCGUCGCAGAGGGCAUUGGAAUUUAUGGGAAUGGAGAAAGUUGCCAAGGAGGAAACUGAUGAUCAUCAGGAGGUAUAUAGGCCUGUGCUCGAUGUGGGUGAGAGCAGCACUUCCAUGUCGGCGUAUCGUCAUCAUCAUCAACAUCAUUUCCAUCCGAACCAAGAAUGAUUAUUAGGUGUUACUAGCUAGCUACUUGAUUUUAGUAGAUUGAUUUCUAACGUUGUUAGCAAACCUUAAUUAGUUUGGAUCAGCAUUAAUUGUCUUCUUCAUAUGGGUGUAUCUUUUUCUACUACUACUACUACCCUAAGCUUAGCUUUCCUAAGAAUCCUCCCCUUCUUUGUAUACGAGCAUUGCCUUGUUUGUUUUUAUGUCUGCCUAUAUAUGUGCGGCUGCAAGCGUGCGUGAGAGAGAGAGGAACGGGAGGAUUUACUAUUUUAUGGAUUUACUAAACGGUUAAUUGAGUUUUUAAUAAUUUUAUUUUUAUUA
Molecule: messenger RNA, 1497 nt
Organism: Corylus avellana
Lineage: Eukaryota; Viridiplantae; Streptophyta; Magnoliopsida; Fagales; Betulaceae
Product: Serine/threonine-protein kinase WNK (With No Lysine)-like protein
Source: RefSeq, a predicted model, not a curated record